Paramecium pentaurelia is the source of this 973-nucleotide messenger RNA. NCBI's taxonomy places the organism in Eukaryota, Ciliophora, Oligohymenophorea, Peniculida, Parameciidae. The record is from the annotation of a GenBank genome assembly.
UAUGCAGGCGUAACCUAAAGGAUUUUCAUACGCUUUUAAACAAUAAAUCAUGAAAGCGUGGCAACCUGUUCCUACUUUGAAUUCAACAAUAAUAUUAUUUGCCACGAUGAGUUUAUUUUUUCUAAUCAUGGGAAUAGUUUUGAUAAGUUAUUCAAAUGACAUUGCAACAUAAGAAUUUUAAUAUGACUCAUAUUGUUCAGCUCAAAAUAGUGAUUGUGUGAUUUAAAUAGCACUUGAUAGCAAUUACAAGUCUCCAGUGUUCUUUUAUUACUAAUUAACUAACUUUUAUUAGAAUCAUAGAAGAUAUGUCAAAUCUAAAUCUCCUUCCUAAUUAUCAGGAACAGAUUUAAGUGAAAGUGAAUUGGAUGAAUGUGAUCCAGUUGUAACUAAUGAUGAAAUGGGAAAAACCUCAAGCGUUACAAAUGAACCUUUAAAAAAAGAAGAAAAGGCCAUACCAUGCGGUCUGAUCGCUAAAAGCUAUUUUAAUGAUACUUUCAAUUUAUUCUAAGUUAUUAACAAUACUAAAACAGAAAUCAAAAUUUCAUCAAACGGAAUUGCUUGGCCUAGCGAUUUAGAUGGGAGAUAUAAAAAUAUAGAUUUGAAUAGAUAGUGGAUUGAUAUGGAGGAUGGUAUUAAACUUAAUUAUCAUUAAAGAAAGAUUUAUGGUUUGGAUGAGGACUGCAGCCUUACCAUAAUUUAGAAAAUUAUGGGGGAAAAUAGAUUAAGAUUUAGAAGCUGGUAUUUAUGAAGUUCAAAUAAAAAAUAGUAUGAAAUAUUUUAAUCCUAGCUUAUAAUGUUUCUUCCUUUAAUGGUAAAAAAUAUAUUGUCUUUUCUACCACUAAUGCUUUCGGAGGAAAAAAUGAAUUUUUAUCUAUUGCAUAUAUUUGCGUAGGAGUAGUGUGUUGUGUAGUGACUUUAGGAUUUUUAAUUAGGAAAUUUUUAUCAAAGGCUGAUUAAAAAAAAAAUAGAUGAA